GAUAGAUAGAUAGACAGAUAGACAGACAGAGAGACAGACAGACAGACAGACAGAAGGAAGUGAUUGGAUGCAAAUGAAUUGACAAUCCUGUAAUCCAGUGAAUCCCGGCAGAGGAUUAGAGUUUUCUCUGUCUCGCUCAUUCUCUCUCAUCACCCGCUGUGUUUUUACUGUAAGAUGAAGCAUCUUGUCCAUAAAUUGUCAUAAUCCCAGCAAACAGCACGAAUCACUCUGUGAGUGAAGAAUGACCGGCUCACGCACUACAUUGCAUCCUGUCAGAAUAUUAUCUUCAGCUAUACCUGCACAGAUACAUGAUCUGAGGGGUUCAGGUGAACAGCGGCGGCCCACCAGCUCUCACCUCUACUGAAGGAAUGGAGAGGACGAAUUAGGUCAAUCCAAUCAAGACUGGAUCCAUAACAUAGAGUGUAUAUAUUUAGUUAGCUGCCCCUGUACAAUAGCGUUUCCCUCCCGGCUGCAAACACACAGCGUCUGCUGUACAGACACAUGCACACACUCCCCACCUGUGGCUGCUCCUCUGAUGACAGGCACCACACUCAGAACCUCCAGGAUGCAUCUGUUAUUCAUGCUUCCCUUGGUGCUCGAGGUCCAGUCCAUCUCCAUGAGCCACAACAUCACCUAUGACUGCACCUGCUACGAGGAGCUCAAAAUCACCAACUGCACCAGCAGCAAUUUCACUCACCUGCCUGCCGCUCUUCCACCCUUCACUGAACAACUGGACCUGUCCCUCAACCACCUGAGUGCCAUCCGGCCCCGAGCCUUCCACAGCACACGAAGACUUCGCAUCCUGCUCCUGAACAACAACAUGAUUGCUGUGCUGGCCAACGGCGCGUUCUCUCUGCUGGAAGGACUGUUGAGGUUGGACCUGAGCCGAAACCGAAUCUCAUUCCUGAGUGAGGGAUUUUCGCAGGGUCUCAGUUCCCUUCGAGAUCUGUCACUGGCGGAGAACCGAUUGACCAGCUUGGACAGCAGUUGUUUUGUCCACUUUGACGCCCUUCAAAGACUCAACCUCAGCCAUAAUGCUAUCGAGACCAUCAAGAUGAGGGCGUUUGGGUCCAUGAGUACCCUACGCCAGCUACAACUCAACUCAAACAAUUUAACGGUUCUCAACAAUGGCAUUUUCUCCAUGCUACGAAACCUCGAAGUCUUGAAUUUACAUCACAACCAGAUACACUACUUGGAUGACGGCAUGCUUUCACCAUUGACCAGUCUCGCUCUGCUGGACUUCACCAACAACAACCUCUCCACGAUUCAGUUCAAGACCUUCCUGAGUCUCAACACAUACAGCACUCACAUAAUGCUCCAAGGAAACCCAUGGAAUUGCGACUGCGAUCUGCAACGAGUCUUCCAGAAGCUCUGUAACGUCAAGCGGCUCUUCCUGGACGACUACGACAACCUCACUUGCGUGAAUUUGGACGAAAGUCACAGGAACUACACAAUGAAAGAGGAGUUCUGCGUUGCAGAGAUGGUUACUGUCCUGGUCAUCACCAUCACGGUGGUUAUCACUGUUGUGGCUGCCAUCGUCAUGGCGGAGAAGAAAAGGAAAAAAAAGAACAAAGAUAAGCAUUGGACGGAAGUCGGCGAGUUGUCGUGCGCAUCGCAAGACUGAACCAAUGCAGAUAAUGUAAAAUGGAACAUUAAUCUUGCAUUAUACUUGUAUGAUAUUAUGCUUUAGGUUGUCAAAUUCAGGGUUUCUGCAAAUUUCACAAAGGUACAUUUUUAAGACCAAGUUAAAAAAUGUAAGGAAUAAACUGAAUGGAACACAAUACGUCAACAUGGUCUCUAAAUGUAAAUGUCUUGUAUUCGUAAUACUUCAAAGUUUGGAAAUACAAUUUCCAACAGAACUCCAUUGCUUUUUAUUUCUAUUUGUUUUUUUCAUAUUUCAAUAGUUCUGCUCCCAACCAAUAGAUUAUGGAAAUAAUUUUACUCUACCUUCUGAUCACACUGAAAAAAAAUGUUCUUUGUCAAUAAUUUUGUCUUGUUUUCUAGUCUUGAAUCAAUAAAUAUUUACUUGAGAUGCAAAAUUACCUCAAAUUACUAUGAGAAGUUCAUCAAAAUGAAGUGAGUUGACAUUAGCAGAUAUUUGGCAGCUUUCCAUUCCCCAUUGACAGAUGUUUGUUCUUGUUUUAUGCAUAAACUUAAUUUCUUUUCAAUUUCUCAGAAAACAAGACUUAUUGUGUUCAAUUUGCGUCUCAAGUAAAUUAAAGAUAUUUCAAUAUUUAUAUUGAAAAUACAUAACUGAGAAAUAUAUUCUAUUUAUUUAUUUAUUUAUUUAUUGCAGUGUAUGCAGCAUUUAAUGCCACUGACUUUAUGAAUUUAGGCCUUAAUUUGCAGAAGGGCAAGUUAAGACUCAUGAACUGCAGAAACUCUGCAUCAUACAAUGUACAAUAAUUUGAUAAAAUUUCAUGCUGGCUGGUUCUUUAUGUGAAC
Messenger RNA from Onychostoma macrolepis, 2445 nucleotides. RefSeq names its product leucine-rich repeat-containing protein 15. Gene Ontology annotation, molecular function: protein binding. The record is from RefSeq and is a predicted model, not a curated record. The transcript has 4 exons. Lineage: Eukaryota; Metazoa; Chordata; Actinopteri; Cypriniformes; Cyprinidae. Bases 536 to 1624 code for a protein of 362 amino acids.